CUGCAUCCCACUUUCAGCCUGUUCCGCGCCAUGUCGAAGAAGGUCGUCAUUGUCGGCGGACACGGGAAUGUCUCCCUCCGCCUCACCCGCCUCCUCACACCCAAGCACACCGUCACCUCUAUCAUCCGCGAUCCCGCACACGCCUCCGACAUCGCAGCUGCCUCUGCCAGUCCGCUCGUGCUCUCCAUCGAAGAGUCCACCCCCGCGGACUUCGCCAAGGUCUUCACCGGGCAGGACGUAGUGUACUGGUCCGCCGGCGCCGGCGGCAAGGGCGGCGAGGCGCGCACCAAGGCCGUGGACUAUGAGGGCGCGGUAAAGGUGUUUGACGCCAUCGAGGCGGUCGAGGGCCCUAAGCCGCGCCUGAUCCUCGUCUCGGCCAUCGAUUUGCGCGACCCGUCGAAGCCGCCGCCGCCGCAUUAUAACGACGCGGACAUCGCCAUGUCCGAGCGCAUACGGAAGGCGAUCCCGGCCUACAUGCAUUGGAAGUACGAAGCGGACAAGAACCUCGCGCAGCGCACCGCGUUCAAGUGGACCAUCCUCCGUCCGGGAGGGCUCACCAACGAGCCCGGCACGGGAAAGGCGGCGGUCGGGCGCACGCAUAUCACGACGCCUAUUUCGCGCGAUGACGUCGCCAAAGCCCUCGCCCUCCUCCUCGACCGCGAGGACGCCGCCACCCUCGCCAUCGACAUUGUCGGUGGCGACGCGCCCCUCGAAGAGGCCCUGGACGCUGCCAUCAAGAAGGGGGAGACUGACUUCCUGUACUGAUUGUGCUGGGAUGGUGAGAAGCCGCAGCUUGCUGCAUGAAGCCAUUGACAGAAGGUUGAAGCGUGAGGAUGGAGAUUGAGAUGAAGUCUAACCUGUACGACCUAACGUUGAAUGUAUAACACCCAAGAAUGUGUCUACCGCGUAUACGGUCCAAGAAACCAG
Schizophyllum commune H4-8 is the source of this 927-nucleotide messenger RNA. RefSeq names its product NAD(P)-binding protein. NCBI's taxonomy places the organism in Eukaryota, Fungi, Basidiomycota, Agaricomycetes, Agaricales, Schizophyllaceae. Bases 31 to 765 code for a protein of 244 amino acids. The record is from RefSeq and is a predicted model, not a curated record. The transcript has 4 exons.